AUGUCCCCAAUAUCUCUGUCCCCCGACGUCCCCAAUAUCUCUGUCCCCGACCUCCCCAAUAUCUCUGUCUGUCCCAAACCUGUCCCCGUACGUCCCCAAUAUCUCUGUCCCCGACCUACGUCCCCAAUAUCUCUGUCCCCUACCUCCCCGACGUCCCCAAUAUCUCUGUCCCCGACCUACGUCCCCAAUAUCUCUGUCCCUGACGUCCCCAAUAUCUCUGUCCCCUAUCUCGUCCCCCAAUAUCUACGCCCCCAUCCCCGACCUACGUCCCCUCCGUCCCCAACGUCCCCUCCGUCCCCGACGUCCCCUAUCUCUGUCCCCCGACCUCGUCCCCAUCCCCCCGAUAUCUCCGUCCCCCCGAGCUACGUCCCCCGACCCGUCCCCAAUAUCUCUCCCCGAGUCAGUCCCCGACCUCCGUCCCCAUAUAUCUCAGUCCCCGACCUAUCUCUGUCCCCGUACGCCCCCAAUAUCUCCGUCCCCGACCUCGUCCCCUCCGUCCCCGACCUCCGUCCCCAAUAUCUCUGUCCCCCCGUCCCCAAUAUCUCUGUCCCCGACCUACGUCUGUCCCCGACGUCCCCUCCGUCCCCAAUAUCUCUGUCCCCGACCUACGUCCCCCCGACGUCCCCAAUAUCUCUGUCCCCAAUAUCUCUGUCCCCCCGACCUACGUCCCCAAUAUCUCUGUCCCCGACCUCCGUCCCCAAUAUCUCCGUCCCCGACCUACUCCCCGACCUACGUCCCCGACCUACGUCCCCAAUAUCUCCGUCCCCGACCUACGUCCCCAAUAUCUCUGACCUCCCCGACCUCCGUCCCCGACCUACUCUGUCCCCGACCUCCGUCCCCAAUAUCUCUGUCCCCGACCUACGUCCCCGACCUCCGUCCCCAAUAUCUCUGUCCCCGACCUCCGUCCCCGACCUCCGUCCCCGACCUCCGUCCCCGAUAUCUCCAUCUCUUCUUCAUGCGAAUCACAGGAAAUUGUUUGGCUUGCAAACUGUUACGGACAACACGGACAACACAGACAUCACAGACAUCAUGGACAUCACAGACAUCACAGACAACACGGACACAGACAACACGGACAUCACAGACAUCACAGACAACACGGACAACACAGACAUCACACACGGACAUCACAGACAUCACAGACAACACGGACAGACUCACGGACAACACGGACAGACAUCACAGACAAUCACAGACAUCACAGACAACACGGACAACACAGACAUCACGGACAACACGGACAUCACGGACAACACAGACAUCACGGACAAUACAGACAUCACGGACCUCACGGACAACACAGACAUCACGGACAAUACAGACAUCACGGACACGGACAACACAGACAUCACGGACAACACGGACAUCACGGACAAUACAGACAUCACGGACAUCACGGACAACACAGACAUCACGGACAAUACAGACAUCACGGACAACACGGACAACACGGACCUCACGGACAACACAGACAUCACGGACAAUACAGACAUCACGGACAACACGGACAACACGGACCUCACGGACAACACAGACAUCACGGACAAUAACCUCACGGACAACACAGACAUCACGGACAAUACAGACAUCACGGACAACACGGACAACACAGACAUCACGGACAACACGGACAUCACGGACAAUACAGACAUCACGGACAUCACAGACAAUACAGACAACACGGACAUCACAGACAUCACGGACAACACAGACAUCACGGACAACACAGACAUCACGGACAAUACAGACAUCACGGACAAUACAGACAUCACGGACAUCACGGACAACACGGACAACACAGACAUCACGGACAACACAGACAUCACGGACAAUACAGACAUCACGGACAUCACAGACAUCACGGACAUCACAGACAAUACAGACAACACGGACAAUACAGACAACACCGACAUCACAGACAACAAAGGGAAACCCAGCCGUGACCUGCACAAACUCUGUGUCACUCUGAGAACUCUGUACACUCUGAGAACUCUGUACACUCUGAGAACUCUGUGCACUCUGAGAACUCUGUGUCACUCUGAGAACUCUGUGCACUCUGAGAACUCUGUGCACUCUGAGAACUCUAUGCACUCUGAGAACUCUGUGCACUCUGAGAACUAUGUGCACUCUGAGAACUAUGUAACUCUGUGCACUCUGAGAACUCUGUGUCACUCUGAGAACUAUGUACACUCUGAGAACUCUGUGCACUCUGAGAACUCUGUACACUCUGAGAACUAUGUACACUCUGAGAACUCUGUACACUCUGAGAACUCUGUGCACUCUGAGAACUCUGUACACUCUGAGAACUAUGUACACUCUGAGAACUCUAACUAUGUACACUCUGAGAACUCUGUGCACUCUGAGAACUCUGUACACUCUGAGAACUAUGUACACUCUGAGAACUCUGUACACUCUGAGAACUCUGUGCACUCUGAGAACUCUGUACACUCUGAGAACUCUGUACACUCUGAGAACUCUGUGCACUCUGAGAACUCUGUACACUCUGAGAACUCUGUGUUACUCUGA
Messenger RNA from Oncorhynchus tshawytscha (Chinook salmon), 2526 nucleotides. RefSeq names its product dentin sialophosphoprotein-like. The record is from RefSeq and is a predicted model, not a curated record. The coding region runs from base 1 to 2526 and encodes 841 amino acids. The transcript has 8 exons. NCBI's taxonomy places the organism in Eukaryota, Metazoa, Chordata, Actinopteri, Salmoniformes, Salmonidae.